Molecule: messenger RNA, 15663 nt
Organism: Porites lobata
Lineage: Eukaryota; Metazoa; Cnidaria; Anthozoa; Scleractinia; Poritidae
Source: the annotation of a GenBank genome assembly
GGAGAGAAGAGAGAAAGCAGAGACAAAAUAUUACUUGUGCUAUACAACGAGAAUGAACCCACAGAUUGUAAACAACGAUUUAAAAAAGGUUUUUGAAGAACGUGUUCAGUUAAGUAAAGAAAAGAAAAACGAGGCCAUUAACUACUGGAAACCAAUUGUGGAUGCGAUUGUUGAUUAUGUGUGCAAGAGCGAUGAUCGAUUUUCUUCUCUACUUAGAAUUGGUACAGGUAGUUAUUAUGAAAAAGCACAAGUAAAUAAGGAGCCUUACGAGUUUGACGUAAUGUUGGUCAUAAACAACUUUGAGGUUGGGAACAUCAGCGACGCUACUGCGGCGAUCAUGAACUUCAUGACAGAUCACAAUGAAACAGAACCGCCAUUAGGUAGGUAAUUACAAAACAUUUUAACCUCUCCUGGGAUUAAGCAUGACUACAUGCCAAAUUAUCCUUUAUCAACUUUGGGUCCAGUUGGGGAAGUGAAUGUUUCCUACCUGUUAUAUUAUAACUAACCACUGACGAAACAUAACAUAUAAUCAUGAUACUCGCAUUCUUGUUCGAGUAAUUAUCAGCCAGGCGAAAAAAAUCAAUGCUAUUAACAAUUAUUUUGUAAAUGGCCUCUUUGAGAAAGGGUGGAAAACUCUAUGGCUAAAUUUGCUCUAACUGAACCAGAAAAAUGUUACCCCUACAAAAAGCAGGGGAAUGUUUCAGUUAUUUGUAUUGAACUGAACUGGCUUAUGCGAGCAGUCGCCUGAUACGGUUCAACUCAGUUACGCUCAAAAGUAAUUUGCCGCUCAAACGAUCCAAUUCCUAUUUUAAGUUUAUCUCACGACGGUGAGUCUAACAAGAAUUCGCAGUCCCAUAAGGAGAUCGAAAACGUCUAGGCAUUCAAGCACUGCAAAGCUAUAUAUUACACAGCCCUAAAUUGGCUGAGACAUAACUGAAACAUAUUUACCGCGCGGCAAACAAAACCAAUAAAAAGUCUCUUUAUGACAUUGCAUGCAUAUAUUAUAUACUUGAACAGUCAAUUACCUUCUAGAAAAAGUCUACUUCAAGGAGUGCACUUCUGUGCCUUGUAUACAAAGCUAUUUUUUAAAGUCAGAUCCUUACCGGUUGAUCCAAAAUUUAAGAUAUCGCGAGAGUAGAGUGGCGUCGGUCUUUCAAAUUUAAAAAAUCAGGGUCCAUUGAAUUCCCGGAAUCGUCUGAGUAAGCAUAUUUAGGAGAGCAGUUUUUCUGGAGUUGAGUUCUAAUGGACGGCAUCUAUUAAAGUUGAGGGAAAGAACAACGGAAAUUGUCUCUUUGUGUUGACAUCCUCCAUAAACUAGACGUGAAAUAUUUCCUAGUUGCAAGGGCUCACAGCAAAGAAAUUUGUCUGAAAAAGCGUGAUGCACGUGUAGAGUUGUUGUUUCGCUAAUCUAGUAAACCUAUUGUUUUAUUGCCUUUCUAUCUUGUUCUUUCCGGUCGCCCUCGUGAUUGUAGGUUCCUUAUUACCCCUACUUUGUAAAUUAGUACACCUUUUGCUGUUCAUUACGAUAAAAUACGCAUUCAUUUGGGUGAAACGGCGACCAACAGCGCGAAGAUACAUUAAUUAGCGCGAAAAAGCGAACAUUUGCGCAUAAAUCAAAUUCAAUAACGAUUUUUACCUUUUAAUCAACAUUCAAUAACAUUUUUGGGCAUUCAUUUGCGUCGUUCGACACACGAAAAAGAAAAAUAUACUUUCAUUAAUGCCAACCACAGGCGGCCCAGACGUAGUAUGUGUCACUGAAUGAAUAUAUUAAUAUUCACAUGGACAAAUUAAUGCGAUGAGUCGUCGAAACUCCCAUGGACUAAAAUAGUCCAAAAGUCAAAAUAUAACAAAACAAAGCUAAGAUACCUUUAACUGAACGUAUCCUUGUCUUUCCUGGCCGGUUUAAGUGACAUUUUGUUGAGUUUUGCAAUUGUAGGUACUAUCCACUAAAGAAGAAUUAAAGGCUGGCUACAAAACAAACAGACCAUCUCCACGCGCCUUCACACGAAGCGCUAUAAAUUCGAGAAUAAUCGACGAAUCCGCUCCAAAUAACCAUCGGCUAAUCUGCAGGUAACGUGUGAUCCUGCUUCUGGCUCGCUUGCUCCACAAAACCCAUCGCAACUACACAAUAAUUGCUCGCUCAUCAACAACCACUGUUGACCUUUACGCUUCGGUAUGACCGCAAACGACCAGGUUUAAUACGCGACGUGAAUAUUCAAGCUUAGCGACCGCGUUCGCGCAACAAUGCAGCACUUGCUAUGGGAGGGAUGGUACUAUUGCUUCUAGGUCAAUCAAUUGGGAAAAUAAUAUUGAAGCCCUUGUAAUUUUUAAAAAGAUCCAAUUUGCACUAGGAGCACCGAACAGAUACGAAUCUUAUAGCGGAGCUAAAAAAAAUGAGCGGCAGUGGAAAAAGUGAACAAGAACAUGUACAACAUUUUCUCCAUAAAAAGUGAAAACCAGGACGUUUUCUGAACGUUUCACGUUGCAGUCAUGCAAAUCAACGGCAAGGAAAUGUACAAGAAAGUGUGCUGCAAUUAGACCUAUUGUUGUUUUUCACAGUUCUGGUCAAAGGCAUCCAACCUUUAAUUUUUCACAUUUCACUGACCGUGUUAGGGCCUGUUUACAUGGAGUGGGGGACCCCGGUCUAGUGGGGUUGGUUUCUUUUGUUUUCACGCUCUGGAGGACACAAAACAAAAGAAACUUACCCCACUAGACCGGGGUCCCCCACUCCAUGUAAACAGGGUCUUAGGCUAUUUUUCGUAGAGAGUAAAAUGGAAUCCUAAAAUUUUCAGAUUCAAAAAUGUGAUGAAAGAAGGUAUCUGAAAAAUUAUCUCCUUCAUAAUACUUUAAAUUGCAUCUAAAAUUUUCGGGAAAAUAAUUCUGAAUUCCUCGUAAUUUCGAAAAGACUCAAGUUCCCCUAGAAUGGCCGAACACUGAGAUGCAAAUUUUAUAUAGAGCUAAAAGUACUUUAUGAAUAGCUACAAAAGUGUUUUCAAUUGAAAGUAUUUGAGGAAACAGUCGUUGGCUGGCCCUGUCUCGUUGCCUUCUCCGCUUAGCAUUACACGAUAUAUUUUAUAUUUCUAGUAUGAGCAAACUAUAAAUCAUUAGCUUCGCUUUUAGCCCUCCUGACCUAAAUUUAUGUAAGCGCUGUUUAGAAUGCAUUUUUCGAUCAAAAGUACUCUGGACAGCGUUAAAUGUGUUUUCAAUGCAUUUAGGGGAAAAUCAUCUUUGGGUGCCCCUGAGAUUUGAGAAUAAUAAUAAUAACAAUAAAAGAUAUCGCGCUUAUAAAUUUUACUUUACGAUAUCUUCAGCUGUAUCUUCUAUUCAGCUGCAUAGCGGGGGCCAGAUUUUGCCUUUUUCCUGGGCGGAAAAUUCUCGUCCUCCUUCACCAGUUUGGACAACAUAUUAUGGAGUAAGACGUUGUUAAUCAAAGCAAAUAAGUCUGGUAGAGUCAAGAUCGAACCUAUGCAAGCGGCUGGGCGAACAAUGUGACAGCAGCUGAGACAGCGAAAGUUAGAAGAAUUCGAACUUGAAAACCAGGGAUGCCCUGUUGAAAACUUACGGACGGUCCCGCGAUCACCUUUUGUUUUCUGGUCAAAACUAACGCAGCAAACCUUCGGUCAGUCGAUUGACCUAGAAGCAAUAGUACCAUCCCUCCCAUAGCAAGUGCUGCAUUGUUGCGCAAACGCGGUCGCUAAGCUUGAAUAUUCACGUCGCGUAUUAAACCUGGUCGUUUGCGGUCAUACCGAAGCGUAAAGGUCAACAGUGGUUGUUGAUGAGCGAGCAAUUAUUGUGUAGUUGCGAUGGGUUUUGUGGAGCAAGCGAGCCAGAAGCAGGAUCACACGUUACCUGCAGAUUAGCCGAUGGUUAUUUGGAGCGGAUUCGUCGAUUAUUCUCGAAUUUAUAGCGCUUCGUGUGAAGGCGCGUGGAGAUGGUCUGUUUGUUUUGUAGCCAGCCUUUAAUCCUUCUUUAGUGGAUAGUACCUACAAUUGCAAAACUCAACAAAAUGUCACUUAAACCGGCCAGGAAAGACAAGGAUACGUUCAGUUAAAGGUAUCUUAGCUUUGUUUUGUUAUAUUUUGACUUUUGGACUAUUUUAGUCCAUGGGAGUUUCGACGACUCAUCGCAUUAAUUUGUCCAUGUGAAUAUUAAUAUAUUCAUUCAGUGACACAUACUAAGUCUGGGCCGCCUGUGCGCCAACAUUCGAGUCAUUCACAUUAACUUGAAAAUCAUUAGGGACAAUAGACAAACAUUUAAGUGCAAACGCUAUUCAUUAACAUUUUUAUGACAGUGUUUGCAAUUCAAUAACGUUCCUGGACAGCUGUAGAAUGGAUAAGACAAACAUUAAUGCGCUUUACAAUCAAUUGAGCGUUCUUUACAUUUAAUAUACAAAAAUAUAGUUUCAAUUAAACAAAACCAAUUCCUCCCCAAAAUUGGCCUGAAUUUGUUUAAAGCCUGGUUUCCAUAUGAUCGCCCGGAUCGUCCCGAUCGCCCUAGUCAUUUCAAAAUAUUUCGAGACGAUCCGGACGACUGGGGCGAUUGGUAGUUUACAUAUGAUCGUCUCGAUCGCCUCAAAGGCAAGAGACGCAGGGUCGUAAGCGAUGUCUCUGGAUCAGACAAUAUAAUUUUUGCGCGUGUUUUGCAAACAAGCCACAUAAAUGGAUGAUUUUUAUUCGUAAAGCGAACAUCGUACCUUGGUAUCUGCUUUUUCUGUUGAUUUUGCGGCAUUGAGAAGCUACAAGAGCCACCCGAAGACACAGUAUCUUUUCGAAAACUUGAUUUCACGGACUUUCUCUAAUUUCAAAUAACCCCCUUACGCGCUGCAAACAUUUGUGUAUUAGUUUUCGGCUUCAGCGCCAUCCGGGCCGAAUUUAUUCAGGGGUAUCCAACGAGAAUAUAGUUCAAAACCACUUAAAUAUAGCAUUGUUAAACGUAUUUUAGUAUUUAAACGGUAGAUAUAGGCAUAUUUUUAUCCCCUAAAAAUUUUUCAUCUGUUCGGAUUUCUUAGCUGAAAGUUUAGUGAUCCGAAAAUUUUAGGAAUCAAAACUUACCUUUUUGAAAAUUUCAGCCAGAAAAAAGGCUCCCGAAAAUUCUAGGUGAUCUUUUCAGGGUAAAAAUCCGUUAAAAAUGGGCAAUUAUACCAUUGUUUAGACGUUCGAAAGUCCUAGGAGAGGCAGGCAAGCAAGAAAUUUUAUAGGAAAAUUCAUUACCUGACGAGGGAAUUCCACGUUAAAUUGCACGCGAAAACCGUAUUUCGCACGAAUCGCAACAGCCGAGAAACGUUAACGACACUCGUUUUGAAACAUCGCAAGACUCGCCAUGACAUUCCACGCAGCUGCAUGAUAUUUAAUAUAUAGAUUUAGCCAGGGCUAAAAGCGAGGCUCCCAUUAAUAAAUUUAUAAUUUAAAUUAAACAAUAAACUUGUAUUCGAAUUCCACAAUUCAGUUAACUUUAGAGCACAUUUAUGUGACUUUUGAGGGAAAGGCUACCUGAUUUUAGAGAAAAAUAAUUUGCAAACAGCCCAAGAGUGAACCAAAUCUUAGAAAAAAACCAAAUAGCAUCGGGCGUCCAUCUUUGUGCUUCGCGCCAAAACAGAGCAGCAACUUUGCAACCGGAUGUGAUGUCAUAAAUCGGUGGAUCAUGGGUACACGAAACAAGUACUAGGGGCUAUUGGAGUCGUCCCCCCUGAUGAAUACUUAUGUCAACUAUUAAAGAAAUAGACACAAAUAGUAAUAGCUCAUUUAUUAGAAUUAGAAGAUGGACUUCUCCGACUACUGAUCUCAUGUAGUUUGAAGUAUUGAAAUGCCGAGUUUCGAUGAUCUUGAAGAAGUUUAAAUCAUUUUCAUUCAGCAAAUGCGAUACAAAAACUCGCAUAAACAAAGGUUACACAUUCAAAUAGAAAGACACACUAAUCAGUUCGAAGAAACAUUGAAACUUUUCAAGUGCGAAGAGAAAGUAAAUUACCUGCAUGAUUUCUCUUCUCCUCGGCCGUCAAUCUGAAUUCUGCGUAAAUUUUUAAAUAUGAGCUUAGUUUUAGAUAUAGUUACAACAUUAAGUGGUUCGAGUGGAUUAAAAGCGUAAAUCUGCGCAGAAGGAGAUGCUAAUUAGGCGCUGUCAAAGAUGGUCGUUUCUUUUAUCGCUCCGUCGUUUUCGAUGUAAACUCCGCUUAUAACCAUGGAGCGCACUUAAUUUUUAUCGAAUGGCAGCCAAAACUGACUCGCUUGGGAAGAAUGACGUUUCCUCUAGAAGAAGGGCAAAAAGAAUAAGGGAAAAAGGCUCUCAAACCGACGACGACCUCGAGGAGCUUCCCGACCACGAGUGUGACGCCACGCUGAAACAGUGAAAGCCCUCGACGAUAUCAGGAAUAAGUUAGAAAGCUUACUUCUUCUCAAACCAGCUGUUGAUGACCUAAAAUCAGUAAUUGCUAAACUCACAGAGGAAAAAAAGCAACUAAUGGAAAGUUUGAAUUCUGCAACUAAGGAAAUUCAAGAAAUUAAAAAUGCUGCCGCGGCGACUGAAAAGGUGACUGCUGCAAAGAAAAUGAUCAGUUGAAGGCUGAAGUCGACAAAUUAGUAUGUCGCAACAUACGUCUUGAAGCUCAGUCAAGAAGAAGCAACUUCAGAAUUUACGGCGUCAGAGAUUCUUCACAUGAAACUCCAGCAGAACGAGCAAGUGUUGAGAAACGUCCUGAUACAACAGCUUCAAAUACCUGAACAAGACGUAAACAAUAUGAGCUUCGAAAGAGUUCAUCGAAUUUCUAACACCCGAGCUGUUAAUCAGACCAACAAAUCUAAGAGUCCGCGCCCAAUAAUCGCCAAAGCCAGCUUCUAUCAAGACUAGGAGCAAAUUUUUUCAUACGCUAGAAGCUUACCAAAAGGCUCAAAGAUCGGUGUUGCCAGUGACUUCCCAAAGAAAUCGCCGAUAUGCACAAGAAACUUUACCCAAUCUUGAAAGAUGCUAAAGCCCAGAAGAAAAAAGCUUUCUUUAAUGUCGACAAACUUAUUAUUGAAGGGCAAGUUUAUCGUGGAAAAGAAACUAAAGAUCUUCCUCUGUACGGUAAAGUUAUGGUACAUGAUUAGUCAGUUGCUGUAAAUAAUUGAUUCCUUUCGCGCUCUCAAGAGUUGCUUCGCUCAUAGCGCCUACUUAUUUAGCAUUAAACUGUUCAUAGGGAACCCGUUUAGGUGUAAGAAGAGGUUUCCCUACUUUGAGCAAUUUGUGCUCUAGUAACUGUGUGUUUUGUGUCUUAGCGUUUCUGUAUAACCGUUUCUAUUUACAUGUUUAGAAUCUAUUUUGAUAUACUUAGAUUUAUCUCCCUACAGCUUAGUCUUGUACUCCUUCAGUUUGCGAUAAGGCUGAUUACUAAUGUAUAUUAUUUAAUUUACAUUAAGUACACCUUCAAAUCAAAAUUGCUCACAUUCGAAACGUUUUUUAAUAUCUUCCUCAACGAAACCGAUAGAAUAUUCUAUGCUGCUAAUUCACGGCUGCCCCGUUUAGACUCUCCUUUUGUUCUUUAAACGUAAGAGGUUUAAAUCAAGCUAGAAAGAGACGGCGGGUGUUUAGAUGGCUCCACAAUCAAAAAUUCGACGUUGUUUAUUUACAAGAAACUUACUCUUCCAAAAGUGUUGAAGAAAUAUGGAAAGCAGAAUGGGGAGGGAAAAUUUAUUACAGUCAUGGAACAACACAUUCAAAAGGUGUGAUGAUAUUAUUUAAACCGAGUCUGGAUUUCGAAACAGAAAGCAUCUUCGCUGAUAAGAAUGGACGAUAUAUACUUUCUAUUAAAAGCCAACGUGCUAGAAUCUUCCUUCUUGUUUAGCAACAUUUACGCGCCAAAUGACUCUACCGCCCAGAUAGCUUUCUUUCGCAAUCUUGAUAACAUUCUCCUAUACCAUUUGCAGAUGCACAAAUCAUCUUGGGAGGUGACAUGAAUUGCCCAUUAACACCUACAGAUAAAAUGGGUGGUGCUACUGUUCAGAAAAAACAAAAAGUCAUUGACGAGAUUGAAGGCUUAACCCGGCGUUUUAAACUUCAUGACAUUUGGAGAAAUCAACAUACCAACAAAACACAAUUUACAUGGCGUAACAAUUCCUUGAAAGUGCAAUGCAGCUUACAUUAUUGGCUUGUGUCGAAAGAAUUGUUGAUGUCUGUCAUUGAUACUAAUAUCACCAACCCCACAAUAUCUGAUCAGAGCGCUAUCACUUUCACUCUUCAAUCGAAAGAAUACGCUAAACGUGGACCUGCGUUUUGGAAAAUUAAUAACGCUUUGCUGAAAGAUGCAAAUUUCAUUGACGAGCUCGUAAGCAAAAUACCCGAAUACAAAAGCAAACACUGUUACCUUACUAAUGAAGGCCUGUACUGGGACAUGCUCAAGAUGGAGAUUAGAGGUUUCUGUGUACAAUGCUCAAAAAUGAAAAACAGAAUAAAAAGAAAUAAGGAACGAGACCUUCAGAAAGAAAUUGAUCACCUAAUGGCCUUGCUGCAAUCCAACAGAUCGAAAGAAAAUAUCACUAAACUCUACCAAUUAAGAGCUCAACUCAAUCAGAUUGCUGAAUAUAAAACCGAGGGUGCAAUGAUUAGAAGUAGGAUAAGCUGGCACGAAAAAGGAGAAAAGAAUACUAAAUACUUCUUAAAUCUUGAGAAAAGGAGGUUUGCAAAAACUCAUAUAACUAGGCUUAAAACAAGUACUGGCUCGGAAACUUCUUGCGAAAAAGAGAUUUUGGAAAUGCAGAGAGCAUUUUAUGAAAAUUUAUAUACGAGCGCUCCCUGUGAUAUUAUUGCACGCGAUGCUUUCCUGGGAGACCCUAACCUCGUCAAACUCGACGAAAACGAGCUAAAUGAACUUGAACAGCCUUUGUCGAAAAUCGAAUGUUUCAACGUUCUUAAACAGUGUGCUAAAAACAAAUGUCCGGGCAGCGACGGUCUCUCAGUUGAGUUCUAUUUGCACUUCUGGCAUCUACUUGGUGAUGAGAUGGUCCAAAGCUUUAACUAUGCUCAUAAAGUAGAACAACUCAACAUAACACAAAGACAAGGUAUAAUAAAGGUCAUACCGAAAAAACGCAAGAACAGGUUGUAUUUGGAACAUUGGAGACCGCUAACGUUACAUAGCGUCGAUUAUAAAAUAGCAACCAAAUCUAUAGCCCAUAGAAUCGCAUAAGUCCUCCCCAAAUUAAUAAACGAAGACCAAACUGGCUAUGUCAAGGGCCGCUAUAUAGGACAGAACAUUAGACUCAUUAACGAUAUCAUGAAGAUAACUGAGCUAGAAAACAUUCCCGGCAUGGCGAUUUUUGUGGUUUUUAAAAAAGCUUUUGACACCGUCGACUGGAACCUCCUUUUUAAGACCUUGGAGGCAUUAAAUUUCGGCCCUCAGUUACUACAGUGGAUCCGAACCUUUUACACUGACUGUUCUAGCUGUGUAGUAAAUAAUGGUUACGCCUCUGUCUUCUUUAAACUACAAAGAGGUGUUCGCCAAGGGUGCCCACUUUCCGGCUCCCUAUUUGUGUUGUGCGCUGAAAUUCUUGCUACUGCAAUAAGGUCUAAUGCAAAUAUUCAAGGAAUCAACAUAUAUGGAAAGGAAUUCAAAAUUUCACAAUACGCAGAUGAUACCACUGUUUUUGUUUCUGAUACAAGAUCUGCCCAAAAUCUCUUCCAUCUGCUCCACGCUUUUCAAAAAUGCUCUGGUCUUGAAGUAAACAGAAGCAAGACAGAGGGCUUGUGCCUAGGCGCGAACAAAAACAACCCGGAAGAACCUCUUGAUAUUGCAUGGCCAAAAGAUCCUGUAUUUGCACUUGGUAUUCACUUCUCUUAUGAUGACAAAGCUGCUUUCAAAAGGAACUUUGAACAGAAACUGUCCUCGAUGGCUUCCUUUCUAAAGUUAUGGUACCCUAGGAACUUAACUUUACAUGGUCGAAUUGUCAUUUUAAAAGCAUUAGCCCUCUCCAAACUUAUUUAUAACACUGCUGUCCUCACUGUCACCUCCACAUUUAUUCAAAAAGUUAAUAAAGCUAUUACUCAAUUCGUCUGGCAAAAGAAAAAACCAAAAAUAAAACAAACUACCCUGAUUGACCCUAAAGAAAAAGGUGGUCUCACAUUGCCUGAUUUUGACAUAAUCAACAAUGCUCUCAAAGCAACUUGGAUCAGAAGACUAGACAGCUGUCAUCCCACUGCGAGUUGGACUCACAUUCCUGUUUCCCUGCUAGAGCGUGUUGGUGGUCUCUUUCUCCUUAAAUGUAACUUUGAACUUAAACAUCUUAACAUACACAUUCCAUUGAUCUUUUAUGAGAAAGCCUUGUUGGCCUGGCAAUCUAUAAAUUCGUUCACUCCCUCCUCAAAAGAAGAAAUACUGAAUGAAAUCUUAUGGAACAACCGCUUUAUUAGGAUCAACGAUUAUUCAGUAUACUAUAAAGCAUGGCAUGUAGCGGGUGUUGAAAAAAUUGGAGAUCUCUUCAACGGCAAUACCUUUCUAUCUCACCAAGACUUCUGCUCUUAUUUUGGUCUUAAAACUACUUUUCUUACCUACUACGGUUUAUGCAAAGCAAUUCCUCCUAACUGGAUUAAAAUAAUGAAAGGUAAAUUACAACCGCCUUCGAAUAAGUCCUUAAGUACGGAUAGAAUUCCCGUUGAGAAGCUUUCUUCUAAACUUGCUACCCACUUUUUUGUUGAAAGGAAAUUUGUUCCUGCCACCGCCAAAAAAAGACUCAGAAAAGCUAGUUUAAAUGAACAGUAAAUUUCUCAAAUUUACAAGAUGCCUUUCAGUGCUACGAAAGACAUACAACUCUCAAUGUUUCAGUUCAAGAUCUUACACCACAUCUUACCCACCAACGCUACACUAUAUAAAUUCGGAAUUAAAGAACAUGACCGCUGUCAUUUAUGCGCUGAAAAGCAAACAAUCACACACCUAUUUGUGACUUGCCCCAAUGCUCAGCUGUUUUGGACACAUUUUUCAGUUUGGUGGCGCGAAAAUAACAUUGAGAUCUCGCUUUCUGAAGCACAAACACUUUAUGGCAUUACAGACACCGUGCCUCAGUGUCUUGGUUUAAACCUCUGCUUGAUAAUUGCAAAAUACUAUAUUUACACCGCGUCUGAAAAUGAGGAAGAUUAUUUUUUCGAUGCUUUUUUGUCUAUCCUUAAAAAUAAAAUACAUAUUGAAACUAGCAAAGCUAAGGUGCAAGUCAAGCUGUAAAAAUAAUUUUCUUGAUUCUGGCUAAUUUCCCUUGUUUUUUGGCUUUUUUGUUUUUGUUUUGUUUGUUAUUUAUUUAUUUAUUUAUUUUUUGUCGUUUUUAGCGUAUUUACUCUUCGUUAAUAGAUAGUAAGUUAGUAAUUAGUUGUAUCAGAAUUCUUUUUUUCAUUAUUUUGUAACAGGCUCCAACUCAUCGGCUCCUGUUUUGUAAGCAUUAUCUUGUAAGUUAAUAUUAUGUAAGUAAGUAGUAUUUAACUUAGCAAGUUAUAUGUAAGUAGGUAUUAAAGCUUUAUGUAACUUAGUAAGUACUAUGUAAGUAAGUUAGCAUUAUGUUUGUUAAAACAAUAAAAAUUAAAAAAAAUAAAAUAAAAAAUAUAAAUAUAAAAAGAAAUAAAUAAAAUAAAUAAAUAAAAUAAUAAGAAAAAAAUCUGAGCAGAAAUUAGACACAACUUACAUAUUUCGCCUUCCUCUCACUUAAAUCAGGUGAACUGAAAACUUUUUUACGAGAAGACGAGAUUCUUGAAUUACCGAGACGGCAAAAUACGAACAAAAUGUUCUCCGUAGUUGCGACUACUCGAAGCAGCUCAGCAACUCACCGUAGCCGCAGGACUACGCGAGAAGAAUGAACAGUCACGUGGUUUUGAUCUUGCGCAGUAGCAUGUUUAACCGUAGUCGUAGUCCUUAGCUAGUAGUCGCCGUAUCUUAAACUCCCUACUCCCUGUUAAGACUACGGAAGGUUCUAUAGUUCGGUGACGGAAGUAAUUUUUUUUCGCUACCUGUCAAUGCCUCAAGUCAGGGAGUUUAAAACGACGGCUAUAGCGGUGGAAACGUCGCGAUUAUUCUUGAUUCUUUGAUUAAAGCACCUUGAACUUCAGGCGUUCCCCUUGAGGGGGAGAAAAUACUUCCGGUCACCGUGGUUACAAAAUGAGAAAUGCUAGCGGCCACCAAUGCAAGGUGAAAAUGAGCGGCAGUGAAAAAAAAGUGAACGAAAAAAACGUGUAACUAAGAAGUUUCUGGAAGUUUCACGUUGUAGUCGUGCAAAACAACGGCAAAGAAAUGUACAAAAAAGUGUGCUGCACGUGCAAAGUUGCUUUUUUGCUAAUUAGACCUAUUGUUGUUUUUCACCGUUCUCCGGCGUUGCCUUCGCCGCUUAGCAUUACAUGAUUUUAUAUUUUGUUUGAACAAACUAUAAAUAUUAUCGAGAGCUUCGCUUUUAGCCCUGGCUAAAUCUAUAUAUUAGGAGCUUUAAGAGAAACCGUUGUCUUGACUGCGUUCAGUGUGCGUUUAAUAUUUAGUCUCCUUGUAAACAGGCUCCAUUAAUAUAGUCGUAAAUUAAAUUACGGCUUUGUCAUUGAACAGUAACAUCAUAGCUUUGAAAUAUUUCUUAUUUGGUCUUUAGGAUUUACACAAGUUUAUGUUGGUAAGAAAACGGAAUGGCAGCGAGACGGUUGUGUUGAUGCUAAGGGAAGGUUAAAUGCCUACAAGGUCAAAGCAGCAUUCGCAAGGCUAGUCAAAGAUGCCAUAAGAGCUCUUCAGAAUCGAAAUGAUUACUCAAGGUAAUAGUGACAGAAAAAUUUGUGUAAGAUGCUCAGGAAGCCAAAAGAUCUGCAAGUUAAUAUGAAAAUUCCGAAACAAUACUGUCAUAUGCUUCUGAUUAAGAGUAAAAAAAAUACAAUAAAUAAAAAUAGAAAACAAACUUUUUUUGUCUCAUCGGAAAAAUGCAAAUUGUAAAAAACAUGGCUGUCAGCACUCCGUUGCCAUGGUACCUUCAAUGUUUACGUACACGUCACGAUGACUUUAAAAUUCUCCCAGAUAAUUUUUAGGAAAGUCGGUAAGUUUGGUUGCCAGCUUAAACGAUUUUGAAGUUAUUCAACUUUUUCGCGAGAGGAGGCACGAAAAGUUCCCCUUGGGCUGAAUAGGGUUAAAUGACCAAUUAAAUGUCAAGCAAGAAAGCUUUGGUUGCUUCAGUCGAGUCGGAAGCGAACCUGGGGCCAAGUUAAUAAAAACUUUUACAAGUGUAAUGUUUAAAUUGUAGCUAUUGUAUUUAGACUCUAGAACAAUGGCUACACUUGUAAAUUACACUUGUCAUGAAAAGUUUUACUAAAUUAACCCCUUAAUUUUAUAACUGCUAAAUAUGUAUGUGUAACCAAAUGUAGCCUGGGAAAACAGCCGACAUUUGGCGAUGAAACCAGUGGUAGCGUCGCCAAAUGUCACCUGUUUUCUCAGGCUAAAUCAAAUGGUGACGAGUGAAAUUAGGGAAUAAUUUCACGCGCGUUUUGUCCAAAUCUUAAUAAUCCAAAAGCGAGGGAAAUUAUUAGAAUUUGGAUAAAACGCAGGUGAAUUAUUCCCUAAUUUCACGAUUAUACCAUUUGAUCACCUAUUAAUAUUAUGGGCGACGAAUUUAUACGCUCUCAAUCGUUGGUUUUUGUUAUGUUUCUCAAAUUGAUUAUCGAUUGAGAACUCCGCCACCUAAAACUUUACAGCUUAAAUUUUGGCUUAAGUUCAUAAUUUUCAGAAUAUUUCAACAAAAUAUUAUAUAACCUGUUAGAAUCCUUCUUGAUGUGUUCUUUCGUGUGUAGGUUUCUCUGAAGCGUCCUUUAAAUGCCUUGGCACCUUCAUUCAUAACAUUUUAAAACUUUACCGCCAUCUUGGCACUGUAAUAUAACGUAUGGAACAUUGCCAUGGCAAUUUUGUAAUUUCACAUGUGAAAUUAUAAAUUAGUAUAGGUAAUAGCAUGAUUCGUAGUGAUAUUUGGCGUAAAUACCACGAGUGAUAUUUCAAAAUUGUUAGACGUAAUUUCACGAGCCGUUAGGCGAGUGAAAUUUGAGACAAUUUUGAAAUAUCAAGAGUGGUAUUUAUGCCUAAUAUCACAUACAAAUCAUGCUAUUAUUUGUUUAUACUACUACCCGCAAGAAGUUUGUAAUUUUCACAUGUAGGUAUUUCAAAUUAAGUUGAAAUACCACUGCUCUAAGCCAAUCAAAUUGCAGAAAUUUCUCAUAUGGUAGUAUAAACGCUGACAUUUCGCGCCAAAAUUAAGGAGUAAUUCGUCACCCAUGAUAACCUGCAACACCACCGGAUAAAUUAAUUGUUGUUGCAGACGGUUUGUUACACCGGUGAGGUUAAUUCAUCACUCGAAAUAUAUGUUUGGUGAAUGAAAAGCACAAUUAAAGGUUAUGCAGUUGUGAGCUGAAAGUUACCGUACAUAAACUUUUUCAAAAACCAUCUUCUUAUGUCAGAAAUAUUUCUAUAAACAAAGAUUAAAAGCCGGGGACAGAUAUAGAGAGAAUUUAAUUUCCGUUACAAUCUAUUUUAUCUAGACUAAUCCCCCCUUAAACUGAUGCUAGCAUAACGUUUGGAUCCCCUCAGAUAAAUUAUCUCAUUGCUUCUUAUUAUUAGUCUCAUAUUCAGAUAUGUUGAUGUAAAGUCUAAUGGACCUGCAGUGGCGCUGAAAAUUACCAACAUAUUUAACCAGAGAGAGUAUUCUGUAGACUUGACCUUGGCCAUCAAAUGCGUCGACUGGCCUAGACAAGCCGAGGAAUGGAUCAGAAGGUCCAGAAAUGGUAACUUGCUCAGUUUUCUGUUGUUCGGCAGUAAGAAGUUAUUCGCAAAAAGUAAAUAAUUUCAUUAGGGACAUUAAGUUGAAUUCCGGCAUAAAAAAACUACACUACACGCUGUAGCUUACACAUAAUACUCAUUUGCAGAUACAAGCCUUCUAAGAAGGAUGACGUUAGCAGGGCAUAUGUUAAAAUUAAAAUUAUUCAUUAUUCAUGAUUUUUUAUCUAUCUACCAUAAUUUAGGUUGGCCUAAUCAGCUGCUUGUUCAGGAAAUUUGGGAAGAGGGCUGUUACCUCGUUGCAAAGCAACCAAAAGGAAUAGAUAUUCCAGAGCAGGAAAAGAAGGUGUUCUGGCGUCUUUCCUUCUCGGGAGCUGAGAAAAAGCUGUUACUUCAUGGGGCCCACGGGGAAGAAAUUGGUUGCCGCAAGCAAGUUUUGCGUUUAAUGAAGGCGUUCAGAGAUCAUAUGAAGUGGGUUAAAUUAACAUCGUAUCACUUGAAAACCAUUAUGUUGUAUGAGUAUGAGGCCCACCCUAAUCCAAAUGAUUGGAGCUCUGAAUGUCUGAGUUUCAGAUUCAUUGGCUUUCUCUACAAGCUGGAAUGCCACUUGAGGCAGGCAAACUGCCCCCAUUAUUUCAUUGAAGGCGUCAAUUUAUUGGAGAUGGUUUCACCAGAAAAAUGUUCUGAGAUGGCUGCCAAAGUGCGACAGUUGAAAUUUUUCUUAGGCAUCCAGUUACUCAUAAGUUUAUUAUGGCCUUUAAAUUUAAAUCAGUAAGUAGCAUUCCUGUCCUAAAGUAGGAUAAUACACAUGUAUAAUAGUAUUUUUUCACAUUUCAGUCCAUCUUUUGUCGUAUAUUUUAUACUGCGUACCUAACAGCUAGAUAUAGCUUCAUAGUCGUGUUUUCCUGUAGGAUAAAUAAUUUAAGAAUAUUCUUGUC